Molecule: messenger RNA, 5550 nt
Organism: Puccinia triticina
Lineage: Eukaryota; Fungi; Basidiomycota; Pucciniomycetes; Pucciniales; Pucciniaceae
Exons: 12
Coding region: 1-5550 (1849 amino acids)
Biological process (GO): protein O-linked glycosylation
Molecular function (GO): glycosyltransferase activity; protein binding
Source: RefSeq, a predicted model, not a curated record
AUGCACCCAGAUCAGCUCCCGAGCUAUCCUCUUCGCCCCGAGCAGCCGCACCGCCGCCCGUCGGCCGCCGCCGCCUUCCAGCAGCAGCAACUCAGCCCGGCAGCCGCCCCCCAUGCCGCCGGCCCGCUCGGAUUCCUGCCCGGCGAGCUCCACUCGGCCCCCCCCUUCUUCCCCAUCCUCACCCCCCCGCAAGCAGCCGCCGACCAGUCCGUCCAGACCGAGCAGCAGGUCACCGCCAUCCUCUCGCUCCCCCCCACCCUUCUCGCCAAGCUGGCCCGGACGCCAGACAUCGAGCUCCAGCAGCAGAUCCUCGAGCAGGAACGCUGCCCGGAAAUAUUCCCUGUCAUGGCCCUCUCCGCCCCAGAGCCGCCCUCGCCACGCCACGGCCCAGGCCCCCCCGCAGCCCCACCCCCAGCAGCCAACCCGCUCACCAAGGCCAUCUCCCAGCGGGCCAUCCCCCACCUGCUCCACCACGUCUUCUCCCCGUACUCCAACUCCAUCUUCAUCCCCGUCAGCGAGGCCGCCUCCUAUCCAGACGCAGACUGCCAGCCCUCCUACCGCAGCGUCGAUGACUGGGCCUUCCAGGUCGCCCGGCAGACCGCGGCAGCCUCGCCGAUCGACCAGCAGGCCACCGAGCACAUCGCCAGCCAGCUCAAGCAGUGGGCGCUCCACUCCCAGGACUCCCAGCUCGAACAACACGUCCAAGAGUCCAAGUUCAAUGCCGUCCUGCUUGCCGCCCAGGCCGAGGCAGUCUACCACUCCGCCCAGGCCCACCAGCAGCAGCCAUCCAGCCCGCUCCCAGACCUCACCCCCUACGCAGACACCUACAAGUCACAGCUGGCCUCCAUCGCCUCCGGCUACUAUACUCAGCUCCACAGAGAUGCGAUCCAGAAGCUAAAUGAGCCCUCUCGGAACAUCCCAGUUCAUUCCUCCCAAUCGCCCCUAACUCCGCUCAGCCUGUCUCAGCCUGCUGAUAUCCCUCAUCCCGCCAGUCAUACAUCCUGUACUACUCUUCUCGGCCCUCCCCCCGCUGCGGGUACUGCGCCGUCUGCCCUCCGAUCCGCCAAGGAUCAUCUGGCUCUCGAGCUUGCUCGUACCCAAACUCAAACACCAACAGCAACUCAGCAUACCAACCAUAACACUCAUUCUAUUCCACUUAUCCCCCACCCCGCCCAAUCCCGUCCUCACCCCCAGCCCAUCUCGGCCCAACGCCCGCCCAGCGCACUAUCCGGUUCCCUCCGAUCAACUCACACGUCAACCCCUCUGCUCAACAAUAGUCCCUGCACAUCCGCCGCCUCCAACCUCACCGGCCCACCACCACGCCCGACCGGAGCACACCAGCCCGUCCUUAACGAACCACCGAGUUACGUCAAUCAAGUCGAACGGAUCUGGCGAUCAGCACAAGAAGGACAAUGCACCGAGCGAGCCCGCGACUAUCUCCUCAGCUAUGCCCAUGCCGUCUACUCGAAAAAAGCCGACGAUCCUUGCCUGCUCCCACUGCUCCAUACCCUCAUCAAGCUACAUCCGAAACAUCUCCCGACUCUCUUACUCCUCUCCUGCGUCUAUUACUCCCAAGGUGACUAUGUCAGCUCUCUGUUCCACAACGAUCAGAUCUUAAUGCUGGAUCCAGAAUAUGUUGAAGCAAUGAGUAAUGUGGGGACCACCAAGCGUGCACUGGGGAAUUGGGCCGAGGCAGAAGAGUGGUGGUGGCGAGCGAUCAAGCUCAGGCCUACAUAUUUCGAUGCCUUCGAUAACCUUCUAGGCGUCUUAUGCAACCCCCAAUCGCCGCCUGUGGCUCAUGGAAUCCCUUCAGCCCAACCACCGGCCACACAACCCCGAUACAACGAAGCUUUACGCCUGUGUACGUUUGUAGAAACAGCUCUGUUUGGAUCUCUUGACGAACAGCUUCGGCCGAUCCGACUACCUUCAACGAUACCCCCCUCACACGUCCAUCGAGUACAAAACCUAUUCUAUGCCAAGGGCAAUCUCCUCAUCGCUAUGGGCAAGGCCAGCCAAGCCCGUCACGAAUACGAAAAAGCGCUCGAAGUGGUCUGUGGACCUCCGAUUCGCAAGUCAUCGAACUCCGUGUCCACUUCCGGUGGCGGAUAUGCUCUAAUCGACCUGGUCCUUGCCACCACUUCAAUCGGGAUCUUCAUGAUGGCCCUCAACGGUAGUGCAUCGGGCUCGAUCGCCGAUCCAAUGGUUCUCAAGGCCCUAUCCGCCACCGGGAUAUGGGAUCCAAGCCAAUGCGGCUAUCAGACCAUACUAGCCGAUCCGCUCAAAGCUGCCCAGGAAAGACGACAGAUCAUCAAGAGCAAGCUUCUCCAAAUGGGCGGUGGGAUCUUACCCUGCGUCUUGCUUCUCCCCGAAAGCUUGGAUCAACUGAUCGCGACGGUUUUCAACGCUUCCAAUCGUGUCCUUCCCGUCUUCCAAAACCAUCCACCUUCCUCCUCGAAUGGCGAGUCAAUCCGGAAUCCCCCGUUCCAGUCUGCCAAUCAAACUACUAGUACUGUCCUCCUCACACUCGCCAAAUGUUUUCAAGAUGCAAUCUCGGCUCCAAUGGGAAUUGGCGAAAACGAAUCAAGCGUCGACGGAAUCCCCCCCUCUUCAUCCUUGCUGCUAUCUCUCUACUAUAUCGCCAUCACCCUUCAUCCUUCCCCUUCUACCUGUAAUAACCUCGGUAUCCUUCUUUCAACCAUUCCCUCGACUCUGACACUCAACAAUCCUUCUCAAGGUCGCCGAGUCAUCAACGGCCAACAGAUCGCUCACACGUUUUAUGUUCAAGGUUUACAAAAGGACCGAAACCACCCCCACCUCUAUACCAACCUAGGAUCGUUGCUCAAAGACAUGGGUCAGCUCCCACAAGCGGUGUCAAUGUAUGAGAAAGCCGUCCAAUGCAACCCGAACUUCGACGUGGCGCUGGCCAACCUGGCCAAUGCCAUCAAAGACAUGGGUCGCGUACAGGAGUCAGUUCAGUGGUACGUUCGUGCGGUAUCAAUCAACCCGAAUUUCCCAGAGGCAGUCUGCGGUCUGGUGAAUGCGCUUGGCGGAGUAUGCGACUGGCGUGACCGGGGUGCGGUAGGGAGCGAACCGGUUGUGGACCGACAUGGCAAGCUACUCGGGCCGCCCUCCCCUUCUGCAGAUGGCAAGCUUCGGGCUGGUCUGAUGGGCAAAGUGUCCCGGCUAGUUGACAAGCAACUCGACGAAGGUAUGGCCUACGGACGAGGUGUGAUGAGACAAGCAGCAUCUCUCGACCAAUGGCUAGAAGCCAUUGCGAUCGUCAAAACUGGUCGGAUGGAUGGACUGAGUGAAGAGGAACGCAAGAAGUGGCGGUGCAAGUUCGAAGUGUUUUGUGGAUCGACUGCACAGGACUCCAGGACAGGCGCCGCUGGGGGUGCGGACCGGUACAACGAGGGUGGAUUCCUGAUCCGGUUGAUCGAGCGUUGUAACCGACAAAUUCAACGUCGGUGGUAUGUCGAUACUUACGGUAAGACCGUCAGUCUAACCAAAGGCAAGGCACCCGCGAUCGAGUUCCCCGUCAAUGGAUCCAUAAGCAACUACCGCCGACUAUCUCUCCCUUCAGCUUUACCGGUCCCCCCAGUGCCGACAGUGCUACCCUUCCACACGUUUACUUACCCCUUGACCGCACGAGAAUGCCGCCUAAUUUCCCAUCGCAAUGCCCUCCGGAUCUCUCUCACUACCCUCAACCAACCCUGGAUUCCACCUUCGGUAUACCCACCACCACCGCCGCCCUGUCCGGAAGUAGACGAACACGUAGAUCCGCCUGGUCUGGCUCGACUCCGGAUCGGAUACGUCUCCUCGGACUUCAACAAUCAUCCCCUCGCCCAUCUCAUGCAGUCCGUCUUCGGUCUCCAUAACCGUGCUAAGUUCGCCGUCGUCUGUUAUGCUACCACUCCCUCCGAUGGCUCUAUCUAUCGCAAGAAAAUCGAACAGGAAGUCGAAUCGUUCAAAGACGUUUCUGGCUGGAGUCACGAGGACGUUGUCAAAGAGAUCCUCAAGGAUCAUAUCCACAUCUUAAUUAAUCUCAAUGGAUACACGAAAGGAGCCAAGAAUGAGAUCUUUGCUGCCAGGCCUUGCCCCGUCCAAAUGGAAUUUAUGGGAUUUGCAGGAACUUUGGCCAGUGGAUGGACCGAUUGGAUUAUUGCCGAUCCCGUUGUUUGUCCCCCGAGGAUGGUCUCAGGGGAGCGGUGGAGGAAGCGGCAGCAUCUGAGCAAAUUAGAAUCUUUUUGCUCGUCCCACGACGGCCAGGAUGGACAAACAAAUGGCUCAUCUAUGCUAUUGAGAGCCGAAGAUGAAGAACCCCGGAUGGUCGAGCUGGUCGAUGAUGGGCCGACGGAUUUCGAUGGCGAUUUAGAUCCGGAAAAUAUGGAUGAAGAUUGGGUGUACACCGAGAAGUUCAUCUACAUGCCUCAUUCUUAUUUCGUAUGUGAUCAUAAGCAAGGAUUCCGGGAAGAGCUUGCGCAAGAUAUCAGUGGAGGGGUCGACCUGAACGGCGUUCCGCUGAACUUCAAGCGAGAACCACUACUCCCAAAACCGGUCGUCCGACCCUUGACUGCGCAUCAUCAACACCAACAACAGCAACAACAACCUGCUUUGCCCAAGGAGCUGGCCGGUAAAGAAGCUGAAUGGGAGACCGAAGAGUUCAAGCGCUGGAAGAUGAGGAAAGAAAUGUUCCCGGACUUGGACGAACAGACGGUGAUCUUUGCAAAUUUCAACCAGCUCUACAAGAUCGAUCCCCUGAUCUUCAAGUAUUGGCUCGAGAUCCUUGCCGCUAUUCCCAACUCGAUCCUCUGGCUCCUCAGGUUCCCUGCGCCCGGAGAGCCCCAUCUUAAGAUUACUGCCGAACGUUGGGCCGGUAGGGAAGUUGCUGGCCGGAUCCGUUUCACCGAUGUUGCGCCGAAACAUAUUCAUAUUCAGAGGGGAAGGAUUGCUGAUCUGUUUUUGGAUUCAACCGAGUGUAACGCGCACACGACGGCUGCUGACAUUUUAUGGAGUGGAACGCCGAUCCUCACCCUACCACGUCCGACGCAUGCGCAUAAAAUGUGCAGUCGGGUGGCGGCGAGUAUAGCUCUGGCGACCGGGUACGGCUCGCAGAUGAUAGCGACGAGCAUGGAAGACUACAAGGAACGGGCGAUCCGGUUCGGCCGGAGUGUUCGGUACGCGCCCCGGAUCACUCUGGCGGGCACGGAGGGAUACAUGUCGGGCGAGCUGGUCGAGGGCGGGUUGAUCGAGCUGCGGCAGCGGCUUUUCUUCAACCGGGAAAAAUCCGCCCUCUUCGACACGGUCCGAUGGACCCGUAACCUCGAGCGCGGGCUCUGGGAGGCCUGGGAGCGGUUCGUCCAGGGCGCGGAUUGCGAGGAAGGCGCGGAGUGGAAAUCGGCGGACUCGGCCGACGCCAAAGGAUCCUGCUCUAUCUGGGUCCAGGACGUCGACGACGACGGCCCUGAUCUUGUCGAGCUUCGCAAAGCUAGACUCGAACGUAGACAGUUCAUUGCCAAUGAAAUGCAGAACGAUCGGCCCGUUUCUUGA